Molecule: messenger RNA, 2466 nt
Organism: Aspergillus terreus NIH2624
Lineage: Eukaryota; Fungi; Ascomycota; Eurotiomycetes; Eurotiales; Aspergillaceae
Product: putative RNA annealing protein Yra1
Exons: 6
Coding region: 1-2466 (821 amino acids)
Biological process (GO): mRNA export from nucleus
Cellular component (GO): nucleus
Molecular function (GO): mRNA binding
Source: RefSeq, a predicted model, not a curated record
AUGCUCACGUACAACCAAAAUGGUACCAGCCGGGGUAUCGCUUCCAUUGUCUUCAGCAAGCCUGACACGGCCGCCAAGGCUGCUAAGGAUUUGAACGGCCUGCUCGUUGACGGGAGACCUAUGAAGAUCGAGGUUGUUGUCGAUGCCUCGCACGCUCCCGAAGUCCCUGCUCCCAAGCCUCUUGGUGAGCGUGUCGCACAAACCAAGCCCCAGCCGAAGCCCGCCACAGCUACCAAGACUGCUAAUGCCCGUCGGGGUCGUCGUGCCCGUCGUGGCGGUGGUCGUAACACGAGCCGCCCUAAGCCCAAGACUGUGGAGGAGUUGGACGCCGAAAUGGUCGACUACUUCGCUGGCAACGAAAACGCCCCUGCUGAGGGCAACGCACCCGCCAAUGGAACUGCCCCGCAGCCCGCCACCAACGGUGGUGAGGAUACGGGAAUGGCUGAGAUCUCGCUUUUCACCAUGGUUCAUUUCUUGGCUGCGUAUGGUAUGCGAGGGGAUCAGAAUGAGUUAUCAAGUCCAUGUGCCAUUCGGCGGCCCAAAAUACCCAACGUCUGGCAUCGUCUUCCAUGGCACACCCUCUGCAUCCGCCGUGUUGAGAUAUACGUUAUUUCCCCACCAGUCGGGGAAGACGGCGCCGGGGUACGAGAUGCAGAAGAAGAUGACGAUACCACUCAGAGCGAGACCGGUGUCCAGCGCAGCGGCCAAGACGUAGUUGUAUUUAGUCCACCAAGCGAAGAAGCGGCGUUUGAUGAAAUGGUUGAAGGCGAAGUUGACCAUGGCCCAGCUGGAGUAGUUGAUUCCGGUUGCUGUUUCAUUAGAUUAUUGAUAUACUACAAUAGUAAACAGAGGGGGGGGCAUACCCGGCGGAACAUUGUAGGUCCCUACAAAGAUCAGAGGCCAAUUGAGGUACUUCCAGAAGUUUUGGCGAGUGCGCUUGUACAGGAACCAGGUGAUGACAGGAGCGAUGGCGCCGAUCCAGAAGAAAUGCAGGAGGGAGGAGUAGAUGCGGCCGACGGAGUAGAGGCGGCGGGGGCCGAUAAGCCCCCAGAUGAUGGAGGAGGAGUAGACGGUGCGGCCGUUGGGGCAGGAGAAGCCGUCGGGUUGGUCGGAGGCGCAGACUUCGGCGAUGGGGCCGAGUAUCCAGAUGGUCACGCCGGCCUGGACACCCUGGCCGACGACGUCGCUGCUGAGGAUCUUGAAGAGCAUGUUGGCCAGCGGCUUGCCUUCGAACAUGUAGCCGCCGAUGAACUCGCUCAGCACGUUGAUCUGGUUGGCGUUGACGUUGGUGAUGCCCUCGACGAUGCCGCAGGGGAUCAUGUACAGGGCCGGGAUGAAGAGGGCCAGGAACACGCCGUAGACGGGGAGUUGGGUGUCGUAGACCUCGACGACGGCGAUGGCGACGGCCAUGAUGGCGACGAUGAUGGCGGCGUACCAGUACCAGGGCGUCUUGGGGUAGGCGCGCAUGAGGCGGGCGUGCACGUCGAGCUUGUUACGGCCCUUCAGCGCGGCCCAGACGUCGCGCCCGUGCCAGAGGCCGAUGUGCGAGAGCACGGCGGUGAUGGAGGCGAACGAGAGCCCGUAGACGAAGGCGAAGGUCGCGGGCAGGUACGGCGGCGAGUAGCUGCGGUAGGCGUCGACGUCGAGGGAUUUGUCGGCGCCGACCACCCGCCGCGAGUCGUAGACCUGCCCUGUGCGGUCGUACACAUCGGACGUCAUCAGCGGAAGGUAGGAUGUGAACCAGGUGUUGGAGUAGUAGAUGCCCGGGACGACGACCCAGAAGAAGAUGACGAAGCCGGCGAAGACGUUCAGCGCCGCCCAGGAGGGGGACAGCAGCGGGUUGGUGUUGUAGACGAUCUGGCUCCAGUCGAAGGUGAUCGGGCUGAGGCCCAGACCGGUUUGCAUGCCGAAGAGAUGGUUGACGAUGACGUUGCGCGGCGCGAUCCAGCACACCCAGGUGAAGUACGACAGCGCGGUGAACAUGAGCCCCGGGAAGAAGUACCAGAUGAAGGCGCCGGCGGUGACGUAGAGGAAGAAGCGCAGCCGGGAGAUGCGCCAGCCGUUGGCGACCGAGUUGGCGCGCGAGUGCAGCGUUUCCAGCAUCGCGCAGUUGGAGAGCACCUGCGGCCAGAUGAUGCUGGCCGGUUCGACGAGCCAGGGCGCUGCGAGCCCGGCCACGCCAAAGCCCAGCAGCUGGGCGCAAAUGACGACCAGGACGGAGAAGCCCGCCGACAGGCCGAAGUUGUAGAACUUGGGGCUGGUGGCUUGGAUGAUUUUGGUGGCGUCGGCACUGCCAUAUCCAAAGGAGACAUUGCUCAUGAUGACGAUCACGGCGUGCUCUUUGAUGUUGAAAUGGCGGUCGGGAUUGAGACAGAAUGUCCCCAAGGGACCCAGGCGGAUGGUCGUCAAUGGGAGGACUUUGGCCAGGAAGACGCCACAGGGGUAGGCAAGCAACUCGGCCACUAG